Molecule: messenger RNA, 413 nt
Organism: Soboliphyme baturini
Lineage: Eukaryota; Metazoa; Nematoda; Enoplea; Dioctophymatida; Soboliphymatidae
Source: the annotation of a GenBank genome assembly
AUGAUACGAGAUUCAGAGGAGGGACUCUUGUGGUCUUCAGUGAGUCCGUACCAGCUACUCCAUGUAAAACGUCUCAAUGAUGCUUUACAUUGGAAAUACACGCAGUAUGCGCAGUUCAACGAGGACGACUCGAUGAUCAUGGUGUCCGGUGUACACUUCGGCCAGAACAACACUACUGGUGAGAUUGCGGUGUUCGAAAUCGAUUUAGCAGCCGGACUAUUGUUCCGCUCACGAGCCAUCAACAAGCCUUACGACGUGUUCGGUUGCUGGUUCGACAACCAGCACCUGUUAUGUGGAGAGCUCAGCUGGUGGAUGAACGAAAUGGCCUCGUCGUCAGAUAUCUACAUCUGCUGCGCCGAUCCGGACACAGUUUCGCCGAAUACGCCGGUGAUCAUGCCACUGUUCAGGUAAAU